UUGCGAGCAUCAGCGCAGCAGAGAGAAGGGACAAUUCUCUUGGAAUUGCCGACGGACGGAAAGACGGAGUGCGUGGGUGACGGCAAUGCAGCAUUUCAGUUCCUUUUCUGUGUCAGCGACAUCAUUCUCUCGUCCAACAGGAGAGCAAGGAAUGGGAACUUCAAGAUCACGGCGAUGGCCUGUCCCUUUUGUUCGCUUUCUCGCGAUUGUCCUGCUUGUGAACGUGAGGGGGUUCGCGCAUGCUGCACAGGGCGACCCUUGCACGACCUUUGCAGAUUGCCCCAUGGAUGAUCCCCUUCGCCCCAUUGUGAGCUGCCAGGACGGCCACUGCAAAUACGGCCAAUUUGAGGGAGGAGUGCUGUGCAGUUACCACCAUCACUGCAGACAGGCGUUCGGAGUUGGCAACAUGUGCUGCGGCGGUGUUUGCCAGAAGACAGAUUGCUGCCGCCAUCACGACUGCAAGCCCGGUCGAAAAUGUUGCAGUGGGGCGUGCGUGAGAUCUUGCAAGCGUCUGCACUGCGUAAAAGGUGCAAUCUGUUGGAACCGGGGGUGCGUGACGGCUCAGUGUUGAAGGGCGCGGACUGUGGGAUUGGUGCCGGUCGGGCAGGUGCUGCAGAGGGAAGUGCUGCACAGGGAAGCGCUAAGGAGGGAUGCCGUGCAAACGUGGGUGAGCCUUGUAAGAGGCUAAAAGAGGUUGAAGAGGAAGAGGAAGAAGAGGAGGUUCAACCACUGGAAAGGAGGAGAACCUGGGAAGUCGGGCAAUCCAGUGGGGAUGAUUUGGAGAAGAAAAUCUUUGAAUGGGUUGCCAACUUGUCUGUCGGGGAAGCAGAAGAGGUGGCCAUGUAUAUCCCAAAGGCGGAGCAGGAAGCUGCUAUGGAGUGGGAUGCAGAAGAAGAUUCCCUGAAGAGAGGCAAUGGAGGACAAGAAGAGGAUGGAGUGGCGUUACAGAAUGUCACAGGAGAAGAAGAAGAGGAUAGACGCGGCCAGCGCAGCCCCACAGGAGGUGGCCGAGAUCCGAAGGAGGACCAAUACGAGUUUAGCCGAGGGCAGGAUAUGACUGUGCGAGCGAUGCGACUGGGGUUUAGGGACUUUGCUCGCGAACUGGUAGGCGCAGUAGGGGCCGAGGUGAAACAUCGCCUCGAGAAGACCGAACGGUUCUCCGUGGGCGCCAUCGAAGGCACCAAGAUAGCGGCUCCUAAGGAAGAAGAAACUCGACCGCGUAGAGAACCGGUCAAAGUCAAAUUUCCUGAUUCCUACAGUGGGAAGAAGGAGGAAAACUUUGACAACUGGGAGGCCAACGUGAAGUCUUGCGUGCACCUGCGGAAAGUCUCCUCUGAUGAGCAAGUGCUCAUCGCCAUCCACGCGCUAAAAGAUGAUGCUGCCAACUUUGCCAGAUCCCUUGUCCGCGCUGCAAACUGCAACGAGGACCCGGUUGCUUACUCUGCUUUUACUCCCCUCGCUGAGUUCCUCAAAUUGUUGCGUGAGCGUUUUGCGGAUGUGUCGCGCAGUGUCAAAGCUGCUGAUAGGCUGCAGACCAUCCAUUCUCGUCAAUGGAAGAGCGCUAGGGCACUCAAGGGUGUCAUGGAUGAGUUAGUGGUUGUUCCGGACCACGGGGUCACUGAGCCCCAGUUGGUCAAGCUCUUCUACCGGGCUAUGCCCGAAUCUCUCAGAGGGCACUUCUUUGCGAAGGCCCAAGACCCUGCCACCACUUAUGAUUCGUUGAGUAGGGAAGUGGUGGCUUUUGAGGCCAAUUCUGUGUCAGUUUCCACUUUCUGGCACAAAGAUUUAGACAAGGGAAAGAAGUGGAAAGGUCGCACUAUCUCAGGGCAGAUUAAGACCAAGGAUAGUUUAGUCCUGACCCUGGAUGAAGGAAGUGUGGACGAGAUCCCCUACGAACAAAUUGAGUGGGGGUUAGAGGAAGAGGACAGCGGCGCAAGCGAAGGGAGAACUUAUGCUGCUGCCGCAGCUGGAGGGGGGCCGCAAGGAGGAGGACGAGGCCACGUCUUAGACGGAGACGGCGUCAGGCCCGAGGAUGCCAAGAUCGUAGCGAUUAGAGAUUGGCCCAUACCGCGGACGCUAACAAAAUUGCACUCGUUCCUGGGCUUAGCUAACUACUAUAGGAAGUUCGUGAGGAACUUCUCCACCAUCGCUGCGCCCCUUCGCAGAUUGUUGAAGAAAGAAAUAAUCUGGAAGUGGGACAAGGACUGCACGUCUGAUAUGAAGAAGUUAAAGCAGGCACUAAUUCGAUUCCCAGUCCUCAAAGUCGUCGACCCGUCCUUACCAUUUGUUGUCACCACUGACGCCAGUCAGUAUGGUAUAGGUGCUGUGUUGCAGCAAGACGAUGGCAAUGGUUAUAGACCCGUAGAGUUCAUGUCUGCUAGAAUGCCUUUAGAGAAGGUAGCAGCAUCCACCUACGAAAGGGAACUCUACGCUCUCAGGCAAGCGCUAGACCACUGGAAGCACUACUUGCUUGGGAGGCACUUCAAAGUUUACUCAGACCACGAGACGUUAAGUUGUAAAGUUUGCCAGAGGAACAAGACAACGACGCAUGCCCCUCUUGUUCUCAGACCCUUGCCUAUCCCUGACCAGCCGGGUGAUUCAGUGUCCAUUGACUUCAUGGACACCGGCAUCAAGAGUAGGCAUGGCAAGAGCCAAGUUAUGGUCGUAGUAGACAGGUUUAGCAAGGAUGCUAUUUUUGUACCUUUGCCUUUUGAGGCUAGGACAAAAUUAGUAAUUCAGAAGUUCUUUGACCAUUGGUUCAGUGAACACGGGAUCCCACUGUCCAUAGUUAGCGAUAGGGACACCCGGUUCACAAGUCAGAAUUGGCAGGAGUUGAUGCGAGUCUACGGAUCCAAGUUGUUAAUGUCAUCUGGCCGUCAUCCUGAGACAAACGGUCAGGCUGAGCAGAUGAACAAGAUCCUGCAGGAAGUCCUGUGCAUGUACAUUAGACCUGAUCAAGUCAACUGGGAUGAAAUGCUCCCAAAGGUCGCUAGUGCGUACAACAACAGUGUGCAUUUGUCAACUAAUCGCACUCCCAACGAGUUACAUAAGUCCUUUAGACCGCGUAGGCCAUUUGAAGGACUUAACCGGGAUCAGAUUCAUAGAUUACCGCCCGGUACCAGGGAAUUUGCCAUCCAGCAAGAGAAAGAGAUGGCAACUAUUGUUGACAACAUCAGAAAGGCCCAGCACCGGAUGAUAGAGCAAGCUAAUAAGCACCGUCGCCCCUCACAAUUUCAAGUAGGCGACCUGGUCUGGGUCAAGUCUAAAGAGUUUGCGCCCGAGGAGAACAUUCCGCAGAAGUUGUUGCCUGCAUAUAGAGGACCGUGGCCGGUUCUAGAAGUCAAGGGCGGAGAGGACGGACCGUCCUAUACUAUAGAAAUCCCAGCACACCUCCACACGUACCCAGUAUUCCAUGCAUCAAAGUUGUUGCCUUGUCAGACCAGUGAUCAGUUUUCGUCCCGCAGAUCUAUGAUCCCACCAGAUAUGGACGGAAGGUACGACAUCGAUCGCAUAGUGGCCGAAGAUAUAUUUAGAACUGGAGAUAGGGGUCGUCCACAGAAACAGUACAAGGCUGUACCAGGACCAGCUGCUGGAGCUUCCAGCAGUGCACCCUCAAGCCGCCAACUGGAGGACCGCGUUGACCACGUAGUGGCAAUGCUCGGCGACAUCAGCACCUUCGCUGCGCCGACCACCACCAUCAGCAGUCAGCUGCAUACAUUGAAGACCGAGGUCAAGAAGCUGCAGUCGACGAACGCGGACGACAAUCUGAAGAUGUACAAGAUGCCAACUUUCAACCUGGAGAGGUUCGACGACUACACGCACCAGGAUCCCGUCCUCUGGUGGGAAGCAUUCACAACGCAACUCAGGAUUCUGCCAGUAGCCAAGCACGCGUACAUCGGCGCCCUGUUCCUGAACUCAAAGGGCGGAUGCCAGACCUGGUUGAGCCACCUGGCAACCUCCCACGAGGUCGAAGUACCAGACUUGAAGGGCGUAAUCACAUGGGAGGAACUAACACGGCUGUGGAAGAAGCGGUUCAUCGUCGACGACGCGCCGCAUCUACGCCGUGAGUUCUACAACAGGUCCUGUGCGGCAUUGAGCCAGGCUCUUGGUGAUCGCGAGCAGUACUCAACCUUCGCGGAGAUCAUUGACAAAGCGAGGGAGAUCUUCAAGACCAACAGGUCAGCUGCACACGAGAAAUCAAUAUCAUGGCAGCCGACCUAUGUGGAGAAGGUACGAACUGGUCCGCGACAGCAGCACUUCGCUGCAGUCCAGCAGGACAGUGGAGAUAACCCAGCAGCCACUCCAGCAUCAAGUGACGGAGAUCAGGUGGCCGCUGUCCAGCCGCGAAGCACCAACAAGUCCCGCAACAAUGGGAAGGCGAAAUCCGCAUCGCAGGCCGGAAAUGGACAGCCAGGACAGUUUCCAUGGGUCAAGUUUGGCUUGACCGAGGCGGAGUACAAGGUCCGCGGCCGCUACGGCAGCUGCUAUUGGUGCAACAACACCAAGCACAAGACCUCCCUUUGCCAAGAUCAGGGCAAGGAGGAAGUGCGACCCCGCCUCAGCUCGGGAAACUGAGCUCCGCGGAAGUACCAGCUCCGUUGAUGGACGCCGGAGCAGAGGUUGUCGACCUUCACGCUUUCAUCGCGAAGAUCGACCGCGAGUUCAAGACGC
This is a messenger RNA of Chara braunii, 4671 nucleotides long. The record is from the annotation of a GenBank genome assembly. Lineage: Eukaryota; Viridiplantae; Streptophyta; Charophyceae; Charales; Characeae.